This is a messenger RNA of Microtus ochrogaster (prairie vole), 2205 nucleotides long. RefSeq names its product arylacetamide deacetylase. Gene Ontology annotation, molecular function: carboxylic ester hydrolase activity. The record is from RefSeq and is a predicted model, not a curated record. NCBI's taxonomy places the organism in Eukaryota, Metazoa, Chordata, Mammalia, Rodentia, Cricetidae. The transcript has 5 exons. Gene Ontology annotation, cellular component: membrane. The coding region runs from base 24 to 1226 and encodes 400 amino acids.
AAGUAGAAUGAGCAGAGGAAAACAUGGGGAGAACCAUUUUGCUUCUCAUGACUGUGGUCCUUGUAGCUUAUUAUGUUUAUACCCCUCUUCCAGGUGAUAUUGAAGAGCCUUGGAAACUGAUACUCGAAAUAACGACAGGAAACCUUGAGCUAUCUUACCAGGAAGCUUCUCUUGCGGAACUUCUGGGAAUCAGUCAUUUCAUGAGCACAAUACACUUGUUUAGUAGAUUUCAAGAAGUCCCGGCCACUUCUGAUGAAAAUGUCACUGUAAUAGACACAGCUUUCAACAGUGUUCCUGUUCGCAUAUACAUGCCCAAAAGGAAGUCAGAGACCCUCAGGAGGGGCCUGUUUUAUAUUCACGGUGGUGGCUGGUGUUUGGGGAGUGCAGCUCUGUCUAUGUAUGACCUUCUAGCAAGACAGACAGCUGAUAGACUUGAUGCUAUUGUCGUGUCAACUGACUAUGGCUUGGCCCCCAAAUAUCAUUUCCCACGUCAGUUUGAAGAUGUAUACAGUGCCUUACGAUGGUUCUUACAGGAGGACAUUCUUGAAAGAUAUGGCGUAGAUCCUCGAAGAGUUGGUGUAGCUGGGGACAGUGCUGGUGGGAACUUAGCUGCAGCUGUGACCCAACAGCUCAUACAGGAUCCAGAUGUCAAGACAAAACUCAAGGUUCAGGCCUUAAUAUAUCCUGCCCUUCAGGCUCUUGAUAUAAAUUUACCAUCGUAUCAAGAAGGUUCAUAUUUUCCAUUGUUAACACCCUCAGUGAUGGCCAGGUUUUGGAGUGAAUACUUUACUACAGAUCGAACCCUGGAGAAAGCCAUGCUUCUCAACCAACAUGUACCUCUGGAAUCCAGCCAUCUGUUGCAAUUUGUGAACUGGAGUUCCUUACUCCCUGAGAGGUAUAAGAAAGGUCGCGUCUAUAAGAGUCCUACUCCUGGUAGUUCUGAACUGUCUAAAAAGUACCCAGGGUUCCUAGAUGUGAAGGCAUGCCCUCUGUUGGCCAACGACAACACUUUGAGUCACUUACCUCUGACCUAUAUCAUCACUUGUCAGUAUGAUGUCCUAAGAGAUGAUGGACUCAUGUAUGUGACGCGGCUCCAGAAUGUUGGAGUUCAGGUGACACAUCACCACAUUGAGAAUGGAUUCCAUGGAGCAUUUACCCUUCAUGGUUAUAAAAUUGCACACAAGAUGCAAAAUCAGUACUUGAGUUGGCUCAUGAAAAAUCUAUAGCAAAACCUGCUCAAUGAAUUGUUGAAGAUACAUAAAUAACAAAAAAGAAAUAAACUAGGAAAAACUAUGGUUUUGAGGUUUCAUAUCCUGUUUAAAACCUCUGUUGUUCCUAAGGAGUUGGUAGCUUCUGUGUUUUGUUACUGUUUUUUAUUAUUAAAAGACAUCUUUCUAUUUUAUCCCUCCUCCUGUAUUUACCUACAGAAACACACCUGCAAACCAGGGUUUCAUGUAGGUGCUGACCAUCCAAAUCCAUGUACUCAUAUUGUGAAGCAUGUGCGUUACCAACUGGGCCAUGUGUACAGGUCCAAAUUCCUUAACAAUUCCACAGUGCACUUUUACUAUCCAUUAUUAUUAUACCUGUAAGAAAAUUGGGGCUUAAAGAAGUGAAACAAUAACAUAUGUUCUAAAUCUAGAUACCAUUUGCAGGAAUAAUACUCAAGUCUAUGUAAUGGCAACACCAAUGGCUUUAGAUUUGGAAACUAAACUUCAUUUUAUACUUUAACAUUAAAAUGGAAUUUGAUCCUAUUUUCCCUAUGCUCCUGAUGUAUACUUUAAGCUAGGCUUCAAAGUAAAGCAUAAUUAUAUAGUUUCUGAAGUUCCAUGCUACCCAAUGCUUACUUUAAAUUAUUUUAAUGUUGAUAACAUUUUAUCAGUUCAUUAAUACUGAGGAGAAUUUCACCUUUUUAGUUCAAAAUCCAUGUGCUUAUAACAAAUGUGCAUAUUUCAUACUGUUCUUCUGUUAUAUUUCCAAGAGAAUGAGGUUUUGCAUACAGCAUUCUGUUCACAGAACCUUGGAAGUAGAUCCACAAAGUAGUAACAUUAAUUUCUGAAUUCUCUAGUUUCUGUUACCACUGAUUCAAUGAAAAUGCUCUGAUUGUGUGGUUAAGUUUGAAAAAUUGUACUAAUCUCUUUUCUGCUUGUAUGAGCUUGGAUGCAUAUCUAUUUCUUGCACCAGUAAAAUUGAUGCAAUUAUGCCUCA